AUGGAUCCAGGGGAAAGGAAAAGAGAUCUCCUUCCAAGUGAUGACGAUGGUGGUGAUUUAGAAAAUAGAAAAUCUAGAAGAGAAGACAAUAUACGCCAUCCUCAACAACAACAACAACAACAAAAUUAUCAACAACAACAAAAUUAUCAACAACAACAAAAUUAUCAACAACAACCAUAUGACCAACAAUCACAAUCGUCAUCACAAGGUGGAUACUAUCAACCCCCUCCACCUCCUCCAAGUGGAUAUUAUCAAUCACCACCACCUUAUUCACGAGCUGGAUAUGAUCCAUAUGGUUACUAUGCUCCACCACCACAACAUCAACCAAAUAGUUAUUACCCACAACAACCAAGUUUUGAUCCAUACUUCCAACAACAAUAUCAACCACCACCACCACCACCACAACAACAACAACAACAAUAUCAACCACAAUCACAACAACAACAAUAUCAGCCUCAACAAUCUCAUGGAUAUGAUUAUCAACAAUCAUACCAAGGUUAUCAAAACCAACAGCAACCUCAACAAUCCCAAGAAAACCAAUCCCAACAACAACAAUCCCAACAAUCCCCACAACCCCAACGACCCCAACAACAAUCCUAUCAAUCGUAUCAACAACAACAACCUCAACAACAACAACAAGAUAUAUUCCAAGUUCCUCAAGAUAGAAAUAGAAGUUAUAGAGAUAGUGGUGGUGAUAGAGGAAAUGGUUCUUCUGGAAAUGACAACUAUGGAUAUCAAAGAGGAAGAGGUAGAGAUAAUAAUAAUAAUAAUAAUGGUGGUGGUGGUAGUGGCAGUGGCGAUAGGUAUGGUAGUGGCAGUGGUGGCAGUGGUGGGGAUAGAUAUAGUGGUAGAGGUAGAAGAGAUUUUGGAGAUAGAGAUAACAAUAAUAACAAUAAUAAUAAUAAUAAUUAUAGAAAUAGAGGAUACAAUAAUAGAGAUAAUGGUAGCGGGAGUAGUGGCGAAAAAGAUUACGGUUCAUUAUCUCCACCAUCAUUUGGUAAUGCACAAUCAACAACAUCAAGUAUUAUUCCACCUCCCAGAACAAUUAGUGACUCACCAAAACAACAACAACAACAACAACAACAACAACAACAACAACAACAACAACAACAACAACAACAACAUGAUGAAGGCAGUGGAUAUUAUGAAGAUGAAGUCAAUAAAUCCUCAAACAACAACAACAACAGCAGCAACAACAAUGAAAAAACCACAACAACCACAACAACGGGUAGCACCAUACCAAAAUCUCCUUCACAUUCACCAUCCCCUUCACCAUCCCCUUCACCAUCCCCUUCACCAUCAAAUUUAUCAUCAAAUACAUCAACCACAAAACCAAUAUCCUUCACAAAAAGGGUUAGGGAUGAUGAUGUAGCUGGCAUAAUAACAAAUAAACAAGAAAAUGAACAAAAACCAAAAUUAUCAACACCUGUUAAAUUAUUAACAAAUAGAUAUAUUUUAAAUACUGAUAAAUCAAUUCAAAUUUAUCAAUAUGAUGUUGCAUUUAAUCCACCAUUAUUUAAUAGAUCAAAAAAAUAUGAUAUAAUUUCAAGUUUAACAAAACAAAUUGGAGUAAAUAUUUAUGAUGGAUCAUCAUUAAUGUAUUGUAAUAGUAAUACUAUAAAAGAACGUUCAUAUGAAGUUGAAGAUGAUAUAAAAGUAAAGAUAACAUUGAUUCAAUUAUUGGAUGAAUCAGCGGUAAUUCAAUUUUAUAAUGUUUUCAUGAAAAGAGUUAUGAGAUUAUUAGGUUAUUCAGUAGUUGGUAGACAAUAUUAUAAUAGUCAAUUAUCAAAGUCGAUUGAACGUUCAAGUUUAAAUAUUUGGCCAGGUUAUUUCACAUCAAUCAAUAAAAUAUGUGCUGGUGUUUCUUUAUUAGUUGAUGUCUCUCAAAAAGUAAUAAGAAGACAAUCAGUUUUAUCAACUAUAAAAGGUGGACAUAGUGGUUAUGGAGGUAGUGAACGUGGUGGUGGUGGUGGUGGUGGUGGUGGUGGAUUUAGAAAAUCAAGACAAGAAAUUGAAAAUGAAUUAACUGGAUCAAUUGUAAUAACAUUAUAUAAUAAUAAAACCUACCGUAUUAACUCGAUUGAUUGGGAUAAAUCACCAAUGUCAAAGUUUAGUACAGAUAAAGGUGAUGUUUCAUUCAUUGAAUAUUAUAAGAUAACUUAUGGCCGUGAAAUUAGAACUAUGGAUCAACCAUUAUUAGUAUCACGUUCAAAGGGUAAGAAUAAGGAUAAUGAUGUAUUUCUAGUACCAGAAUUAUGUAACUUAACAGGUAUAAGUGAUGAAGAUCGUAAAAACAAUUCAAUGAUGAAAGAAUUAUCUGAACAUAUCAAUGUAGAACCAAAGAGAAGAUUUCAUACGAUUCAAUCAUUUUUAGAUUCGAUAGCAUCAAGUGAUGUAAUUAAGGAACAAACUUCAAAGUGGGGUCUAUCAUUUCAAUCUCCACUAGAGGUAAUUGCAAGUCAAUUUCAACCACCAAUGAAGGAUAUACCACGUUAUAAAAAGUUGAAAGAUAUUUGGGCAGUAAUUGUAUCUGAAGAUAAUAAGAAUUGUAUCGAUCAGUUUGUACGUCUAAUGUUUGAAAAGUUUACAAUGGAGAGACCAAUUGUAAGAGUAAUUAAACACAAUCCAAUGGGAAGAGAUUACUCUAUGGCAAUUAAAGAUUUGGUAGAAAGAGAUAAUCCAUCAUUCAUAGUUGUAGUUGUAAACGGUGUUAAAACUGAUUUAUACAAUUCAAUAAAGAGAACUGCAAUAUUGGAAUGCAAGGUCAUCACUCAAGUCCUAACGGUUAAAACCAUAACCAAUCAAAAAAUAAGUUCAAUAUUUUCAAAGAUCACCAAUCAAAUCAAUGCAAAAAUUGAUAUUCCACCAUGGACUUUAAAAGAGAAUUCAAAUUUUGGUAUUCCAAAUUAUACAAUGGUAGUUGGUAUUGAUGUUGGUCAUAAUACCGAUAAGGAAUCAAGAUCGGUUGCAGCUUUUUGUGCUUCAGUAAAUCAUAGUUUUACAAAUUUUUUUGUUGCAUGUAGUAUUCAAAAACAAAAUACUAAAGAGGUCAUUCAUUCAUUGGGUAACUCUAUGAAUUGUGCUUUAAGAUCUUAUUAUGCAAAGAAUGGUCGUCUUCCUUCAAAUAUUAUAGUUUAUCGUGAUGGUGUUAGUGAUGGAAUGCUCGAUCAAAUCAAUAAACAUGAAGUAUCAUCAAUUAGGGAAUCAUUCAAUCAAUUACCCCAAUCAAUGGGUCCAAAACCAGCUUUAAUCUAUAUUGUUGUAAAAAAACAAACUCACCUUCGUCUAUUCAAUAUGUCAAGAGAUCUUGGUAAUCCUGAUCAAGGUGUUGUUGUAAAUAAACCAGUUACAAAAGAAAGAUGGUAUGAAUUCUUUUUAGUCUCUCAAAGAACUCAUAAAGGUACUACAAAUCCAACUCAUUAUCAUGUACUUCAAGAUGAUACAGAAAUUGAAAUGGAAUCUUUACAACAAUUAACAUUCAAUUUAUGUUUUCUUUAUUUCAAUUUUGAUCAAGCAGUUUCUGUACCAAUGGUAUGCCAAUACUCUCAUAAAAGUGCACUUUUAUGUGGUAAAUCUUUAAAUGCUACUACUCCAGAUGAAAUGAGUAAUCAUUUAUUCUUUUUAUAA
This is a messenger RNA of Dictyostelium discoideum AX4, 3627 nucleotides long. RefSeq names its product argonaut-like protein (gene agnC). Gene Ontology annotation, molecular function: nucleic acid binding; RNA binding. The record is from RefSeq and is a predicted model, not a curated record. NCBI's taxonomy places the organism in Eukaryota, Evosea, Eumycetozoa, Dictyosteliales, Dictyosteliaceae. Gene Ontology annotation, cellular component: cytoplasm. Gene Ontology annotation, biological process: pole cell formation; piRNA-mediated gene silencing by mRNA destabilization. The transcript is spliced from 2 exons. The coding region runs from base 1 to 3627 and encodes 1208 amino acids.